Messenger RNA from Naegleria fowleri, 414 nucleotides. RefSeq lists its product as uncharacterized. Lineage: Eukaryota; Heterolobosea; Eutetramitea; Acrasida; Naegleriidae. The transcript has a single exon. The record is from RefSeq and is a predicted model, not a curated record. The coding region runs from base 1 to 414 and encodes 137 amino acids.
AUGUCGGGAAAGCCUUUCCUCUCUAAAUUGUACGGUCGACUCUAUUUACUUAUCACAGGACAAUCAAAGGAUGGAAAAAUACAAUUAAGAACUCUAAAAACUACUCCUUGGUUCUAUUGGGUUGUGGGAGGGACCUAUGUUUUUUUAAUUGCCAGCGUGAUUGAUUUCUUUGGACAUCGAUUCAUCUCCCGACAUUAUGAUGAAAGAAUUAUUCAGAGGAAACGGAGAGAAGGACUGUUUUUAUUAAGUAUUUUGAAGCAUGAUGAAAACACUGGACUAUAUAUUCCUCCUAUGGAUGAAAAGUAUGUCGAUGUUGAAAGAUGGCCAACUCAUUUUGAGCAUACCUACACCAAACUUCAACGAAAGCAAAUGUUUGAGGAAUAUUUGAAAGCAAAAGAAGCACUAAAGAAGUAA